Phymastichus coffea is the source of this 1799-nucleotide messenger RNA. Its product is annotated as fez family zinc finger protein erm-like. Lineage: Eukaryota; Metazoa; Arthropoda; Insecta; Hymenoptera; Eulophidae. Gene Ontology annotation, cellular component: nucleus. The record is from RefSeq and is a predicted model, not a curated record. The coding region runs from base 327 to 1547 and encodes 406 amino acids. The transcript is spliced from 2 exons.
GCGUAGUCUUUUUUGGCGCUCUGCACUGCUCCGCGGCAUCACACGUACAUAAGCCACGCGAACAUAUCUCUCUCUCUCUCUCUCUCUCUCUCACUUUCUCUCAUACCCCGCGAACGCGAGACACGGGUGGAUUCUUUUUCAAAUUUCUGGAGGUUAUGCAGCGACGACGCAAGCUUCAAUUGUGCCUAAUACCGCCGGCCGCCGAACUUUGUUACAUCGUCGGCCUGCGGUUGUUUAUAUCUGCUACUGGUUGAUUUUUCCUCGAACUGGCCUUUAUGAUCCAAUCCACAUAAGUGUGACUUCUUCGCUGCUGUCAUAUUGACGCUAUGCAACCAUUUUCAUCAAGCCAAUCAAUGGCAACGGAAACACCGACGAGUUUGCCACCCGACAGGGUCAGCUCGCCAACGCCAUGUCGCAACUUAACCUUUUCCAUUGCCAAAAUUAUGGAACCGGACAAACGAUUGACAGAAUCGAGUCAACCACAAUCAACGGCAACUGUAGCACUAUCGCCAUCGACAACUUCAUCACCGACAAUACUUCAUCAACCUACCGCGCCAAGUUUGUCGUUAAGUUAUUCGGCGCAUCUGGAGUCUGCAUUUAAAAAAUACGUGCCAACGUUCAGGCAUCAUCAGAAUCUCUUACAGUACUAUCCGUUACUUCAUCAUUACCACUCGAAUCCAUUGUUAAGGUCGUUUCCUAGUCCAUCACCUGCUUCGACGACGACACCAAAUUCAACGUUAAACAAUCGUACACCACCACCGAUACAUAAGGAGAUGUCGAGGUUGUCAUUGUCGCCAGGUUCACCAAAGGAAAGUAGCAGUCGUGAAUCGAAAUCGAAAAGUGCGUCACCAAGGGAUUCGUCAGUUAGUAGUAAUCCAGCGAAACAAAAAAGUUUCACUUGUUUGGAAUGUGGUAAAGUGUUUAAUGCUCAUUACAAUCUCACGAGACACAUGCCAGUACACACUGGCGCUAGGCCCUUCGUUUGUAAGAUAUGUGGCAAAGGAUUUCGACAAGCAAGCACACUGUGCAGGCACAAGAUCAUCCAUACAUCGGAAAAACCUCACAAAUGUCAGACCUGUGGAAAAGCUUUCAAUCGCAGUUCGACGUUGAACACUCACACGAGGAUUCACACGAAUCACAAACCGUUUGUUUGCCAGUACUGUGGCAAAGGUUUCCAUCAGAAGGGUAACUACAAGAAUCACACGCUAACGCACAGUGGUGAGAAAGCCUUCAAGUGUAACAUCUGUAACAAGGCUUUCCAUCAGAUCUACAAUCUCACUUUUCACAUGCACACGCACAACGACAAAAAACCUUUUAGUUGCAAGAUCUGUGGCAAAGGGUUCUGUCGGAAUUUCGAUCUUAAGAAACACAUGAGGAAACUUCACGAUACCGGCUCGCCUAUACCACACAGUGGACUUGGCAAUUCGAGUCCAGUACAACAAUCGAAUUACUCAGCGGUGCAUCAUGGACCGACGGCGCAUGCUUUCGUAAGUCCUUUUCUGUUACCACCGCCUGGAUCCAAUAGUUAUCUUAGCAAGAUGUUGUGACAGGAAAACGUGAAUUUUGGAGCUGUUGGGAAAGGACAGUGCCCGUUGAUUCUUGCACCACAUUGUUAUCCUGCUGAUUUAGGUGCGUUGGUGCAAUCCUCCAAGUGAAUAUUAUAUAUUAGUGAUUAGCAAGAUACUUUAUAAGGACAGUGUCGCAGUGACGUUGCGAACAGUCAACAACCAACUACCUCAAUUCGUCAUCUACGACGCGCGUCGAUGAUGUGUAUAAAUUCAAUCGCUUUGAUUUUAUGU